Molecule: messenger RNA, 1287 nt
Organism: Colletotrichum graminicola M1.001
Lineage: Eukaryota; Fungi; Ascomycota; Sordariomycetes; Glomerellales; Glomerellaceae
Product: NADH:flavin oxidoreductase/NADH oxidase
Exons: 5
Coding region: 1-1287 (428 amino acids)
Cellular component (GO): intracellular anatomical structure
Molecular function (GO): NADP binding; NADPH dehydrogenase activity; FMN binding
Source: RefSeq, a predicted model, not a curated record
AUGACAAAAGUCGAGAUUGCCCAGGGCGCAGACCAGGCCCCAAUCGCUGGCUCUUUGCAGGUUGUAGACCCUGGCCUCGUCAACGAGGGAGCGAAAAAUGUUCCGUACUUCACGCCGAUCCAGGAUCCGGCUGCCGGGACGGCCAGAGACCCGCAGCCGGAGGGGACCCUCUUCUCCCCGCUGAAGCUGCGCGGGCUGACACUGCCCAACCGCAUCUUCGUGUCGCCCAUGUGCCAGUACUCGGCGGAUGACGGGCACAUGACGGCGUGGCACAAGACGCACCUGCAGGGCUUCGCCGUCCGCGGCGCCGGCCUGGUGCUCACCGAGGUCCAGUCCAUCGUGCCCGAGGGGCGCAUCUCCCCCGAGGACCUGGGCAUCUGGGACGACUCGCACCUGGAGCCCGCCAAGGAGGUCAUCGAUUUCAUUCACAGCCAGGGCGGCCACAUCGGCAUCCAGAUGGGCCACGCCGGCCGCAAGGCCAGCACGGUAGCGCCCUGGAUAGACCGCAAGGCAGUCGCAGGGAAAACGGGACGAGGAUGGCCGGGCGAGGUGUACGGCCCAUCCGCCGUGGCGUACAGCGAGGACACUUACGUCCCCAAGGAGAUGACGUUGGAAGACAUUGAAAUCCUGAAAGCCAAGUGGGUUGACGCCGUCAAGCGCGCAGUCAGGGUCGGCUACGACACGAUCGAGAUCCACGCAGCCCACGGCUACCUUAUCAACAACUUCUUGUCGCCGACCUCCAACCGGCGGACAGACAAGUACGGCGGCAGCUUCGAGAACCGCUGCCGCCUGCUGGUCGAGCUGGCGGAGCUGACGCGCGCCAACGUGCCGGACGACUAUCCCGUCUUCGCCCGAAUCCCCGGCAGCGACUACCUCGAGCACGACCCGUCCAUCCCGCAGUGGGAGAUCUCUCAGGCACAGGAGCUCGCCAAGAUCCUCGCGGGCAAGGGCGUCGACUUCUUCGACGUCACGGGCGGCGGCCAGGACGCGCGGAUGAAGGUGGCCCCCGGGCCUAAGUACCAGGCGCACCUGGCCGCGGCCGUCCGGAAGGCCCUCGAGGGUACCGGCGCCGUCGUCGGCACCGUCGGCGGCAUCGCGACCGGCAAGGACGCGACCGAGGUCCUGGCGGACGGCCAGGCGGAUGCCGUGCUCGUCGGGCGGGCGUUCCUCAAGGACUCCAACCUCGUGUGGACCUGGGCAGACGAGUUGAACAUUGACGUUCACGCGCCCAGUCAAUAUGGAUGGCCCUUCGGACGCACUCGGACCCACAGGCCGAGCAAGCAUUGA